ACAUGAAUUUCAAGCCUUCCACACUUGCAAGGCUACUUUCCCAAAUAUUGUUCUCAGAUCAGAGCGCUCGAAAGUUCAAUUGCAACCUCCCCUGCACCUUUCUCCUUCUAUCUCUCUUUCCCUCUCUAUCAAUUUUCAGUUUCCCAUAGACAUAUGGUUCCCCUCUUCCUCUCUAGCAUCCAGAUCUGAAUUUAUACAAUCAUUGAUACACUUUAAAGACCCUUCCGAUGCAAUGGCAGACUUCAAGGAAAAGCAAUGGUGUAGGUUUUUUAAUAUGUUAUUUUAGAAAAUGGGUCCGUGAUCCCGAUUUUGUUAGGAAUUGUUGGGGUAUGUAGAUUGUUAAUUUUGAUUGCCAAGCUUUCAUUUGAGCGAUCAGCUUCUAAAAGGUCAGAGAGGCUGUUGAGUCUUGUAUUUGGGGUUCUUGGGUUUUUCUGGCCAUAUUGAAGACUGUUGGCUGUGACUUGUCACUUAUUGAUUUUACGUCAAUUUUAAAAUCAAUGAAAAACCUUCAGCAGUCAGAUGGGAGUUUUAUGCCUACUCAUUAUGGUGCAGAGACAGAUCUCCGUUUUGUAUUUUGUGCAGUGGCCAUCUGCUUUUUGUUGGGCAAUUGGAGUGGUCUGGACAGAGAGAAAGCAAAGGAUUACAUAAUAGAGUGUCAGUCAUAUGAUGGUGGUUUUGGGUUGAUUCCUGGUUCGGAAUCACAUGUGACUUCUGGAUCUGGGAGAUGCUUCAUGUUUCCUAAUUCAAUUUUGUUCUCCAUUUGAGAAUGCUGAAAAAUUGGGAGAAACAUAAUAGUAGGAUACUAUGAAAGUGCUGUGGUUGGCCCAACAUGCUGCUGAUGAAGCAUACGUGCGAGUGCUGUGGUUGGCCCAACAUGCUGCUGCGAAGAAGAGCUUUGUUGGCAAUUGAGCUCUCGACAUUUUUCAUUUUUCUUUUGGCUUUUAGCUGUAGAAUUGCUGUUUAGGGAAAAAAGAUAUUGGCUUUUGGCUUUAGGCUUUGAGUAUCUUUGUGCUUUGUACCGUUGAAAAAUGGUUGAAAAAAAAAGUAGCAACCACAGUCACAAAGCUGCUUUUGGCAACUUUCUUGCAAGAAAAUCAUUUAGUUGCAUUUGAUCGUCUUUGGUAAGAGGUCGAUGGUUUCUAAUUAAAGAAGUUACUUGUUCAUGACAAAA
Molecule: messenger RNA, 1171 nt
Organism: Coffea arabica (coffee)
Lineage: Eukaryota; Viridiplantae; Streptophyta; Magnoliopsida; Gentianales; Rubiaceae
Source: RefSeq, a predicted model, not a curated record